Messenger RNA from Aspergillus versicolor CBS 583.65, 1464 nucleotides. RefSeq lists its product as uncharacterized. Gene Ontology annotation, cellular component: membrane. The transcript is spliced from 5 exons. Gene Ontology annotation, molecular function: transmembrane transporter activity. The record is from RefSeq and is a predicted model, not a curated record. Gene Ontology annotation, biological process: transmembrane transport. The coding region runs from base 1 to 1464 and encodes 487 amino acids. Lineage: Eukaryota; Fungi; Ascomycota; Eurotiomycetes; Eurotiales; Aspergillaceae.
AUGGCGAAAAGCACGAGACAAGUGGGAGAGGUUAAGUGCCUGGAGAACGUUGAUUCCGCAGCGCCAGCGAAACAGUCCGUGCAAGAGAGAUGGGGCAAGGAAGAAGAGAAACAAGCGCUCCGGCGACUAGAUUGGCAUCUAAUUCCAUUGCUCGGUGGUCUAUACCUUUGCUCGUACAUGGACAGGGGCAACAUCGGCAAUGCAAAAACGGCUGGCAUGGGCAAAGCGUGGGGUAUGACCUCAGCUCAGUACUCGAUGGUCGUCACCGUCUACUACAUUGCUUAUAUAUGUUUUCACUGGCUGAUCCUGGCAUGGAAAGUAGUUCCUCUUCCUCUAUGGGCGGCCUUGAUGGCACUUGGAUGGGGCUCGAUGGAUAUGAUCCAGGCGGCGACGGUGAAUUAUGCAGGCCUGCUUGUGCUGCGCAUUCUGGUCGGUAUUUUCGAGGCGGGAUUUGUUCCUGCAGUUGCUCUCUACCUGAGCUUCUUCUACCAUCGUCGCGAGAUGGGGCUACGUUACGGCUUGUUCAUGUCGUGCGCUCCCUUGGCAAAUGGAAUAGCCUCGGCGAUUGCAUACGGUGUUGUCCAUGCAAGAUCUAGCCUCGAGCACUGGCAGCUUAUAUUUCUCAUUGAGGGAGCACCCACGAUCAUUCUUGCCGCUAUGGCAUACCUCUAUUUGCCCAAUGGCCCGUUCGAAUGUCCAUUUCUCGAUGACCGCCACAACGAAAUUAUUGGGCAACGCGCAGUAAUUGCCCGUGGCAACGACCAUCAGAAGAAUAUCAACUUUAAACAAGCCUUUGCUGCCUUUUCUGACUACAAAAACUACCUUCAGGCAGCAAUUAUCUUCUGCUUGAACACUGCCUUCGGCUCACUCCCGGCCUACCUGCCCACCAUCCUAACAGACAUGGGAUUCUCCCCCACCCGGGCGGAAGGUUUCUCGGCGAUCCCGUACCUUUCAGCGUGUUUCUUCUGUGUGGGAAUCAGCUUUGCGUCCGACUAUUGCCAGACUAGAGGCCUCUUCAUUUCCCUCUUCACCUUGGUCGGAGGCGCCGGAUACGUUAUUCUGGCUUUGGUCUCCACCAACGCCGUCCGAUUCUUCGCUACCUUCCUCGUCUGCGCCGGAGUAUUUCCCGCAGUCUCGCUUACGUUCACAUGGGUAACAGAUAACCAAGGUUCAUCGUCAAAACGAGGCGUUGGGCUAGCGAUUUUUGGCAUGAUUGGACAAUGCGGCCCGCUUCUUGGAGCUCGGAUUUUCCCGUCUAGUGAGGGCCCUAUAUAUUCGCGCGGCAUGUGGAUUUGUGCGGGGGUUCUCUUUGCCGCUGCCACGCUUUCCCUUGUACUGCGACAGCUCUUGGUACUCGAGAAUCGACGGCGAGAUCGGGAGUUUGGAGCGAGUGAUGCGCGCUACGCGCCGCUUGAUAUUGCGGACCAAGGCGAUGAGCAUCCUAUGUAUAGAUUUGUGCUGUGA